GUUGGCUCUGUGCUCUUCCCUGGAGCUGCCAGCUGCCUGGAAAACCCAGCCUCUUCAUGGAAAGCCCGGUGCAGUGGCGCUCUGGUGAUGGCAUCCGACAGUGACGUGAAGAUGCUGCUAAACUUCGUGAACCUGGCGUCCAGCGACAUCAAGGCGGCCCUGGACAAGUCUGCGCCCUGCCGCCGCUCGGUGGACCACCGCAAGUACCUGCAGAAGCAGCUCAAACGCUUCUCCCAGAAGUAUUCCCGGCUCCCGCGGGGACUCCCGGGCAGAGGGGCCGAGCCUCACCUGAAAAGGGGGCCCGAGGACCGGCCCGGGAGGCCGCUGCCCCUCGAAUCUGGCCACGGUUCCAGCCCCGGCGGGGGUGGGGGCUACAAGGAGAAGGCAUUGGGGAACCCGGACCGGGAGGAAAGCCUCUCUAAGGAGCGGACCCUCCAUGGGCCUGAUCCAGGAGCUGCCAGGCCUGGCCAGGUGCCCAUGAGGAAAAGACAGCUGCCUGCUUCCUUCUGGGAAGAGCCACGGCCCACCCACAGCUACCCCGUGGGGCUGGAGGGGGGACUGGGACCCCGGGAGGGACCUCCCUACGAGGGUAAGAAACACUGUAAAGGCUUGGAGCCCCUGGGGCCCGAGACUGCCCCGGUGCCCACCUCCCCCAGGGCCCCGGCUGAAAAGGAGCCACUCAAGAUGCCCGGGGUUUCCCUGGUGGGCCGCGUCAGUGCCUGGAGCUGCUGCCCCUUCCAGUACCAUGGACAGCCCAUCUACCCAAGCCCUCCAGGAGCCCUGCCCCAGAGCCCGAUGCCCAGCCUGGGCCUCUGGCGGAAAAGUGCAGCUUCCCCCGGCGAGCUGGCCCACUUCUGCAAGGACGCGGAGGGCCCGGGGCAGAAAGUGUACAGACCUGUGGUUCUGAAACCCAUCCCCACCAAGCCGGCCGUGCCCCCACCCAUCUUCAACGUCUUCGGCUACCUCUAGCCAGGUGGGGAGGGCCUUGGCUCCGUCCUCUGGCCUGCAGGGUAUAGGGGACCCCCAGGAGCGAGCGCUUCUCAUGAGGAGUGGGCUGGGUGAGAACCAUCCCUUUGCAUUGAGGGGAGGAGGGCAGGGCAGGAUGGGGCAGGGGCUUCUUCUCGGGCAGCCGUCCAGCCAGCCCGCACAGCCUCUGGAGGCCAGCCCCUCUGCAAGCAGGCCAGUGACCGACAGAUCACCCAUGUGCCCGUGCAGACCUCAGGUGGCUGGGGCCCUUGCCCUGGCCCUCCGGCCACCCCAGAAGCCAGCGUUACACCACCUGUUCACAUGCCACCCACUGUGUAAGCCAGUCUCAGUCUUGUUCUUCUUGUUCUUUGUAAAUACUAAGAAGGUUAAGAGAAUAAAGACAUUUCUUUUUCAGUUUC
Messenger RNA from Capra hircus (goat), 1385 nucleotides. RefSeq names its product family with sequence similarity 181 member A (gene FAM181A). The record is from RefSeq and is a predicted model, not a curated record. The transcript has a single exon. Bases 88 to 969 code for a protein of 293 amino acids. Lineage: Eukaryota; Metazoa; Chordata; Mammalia; Artiodactyla; Bovidae.